AUGUCUUCAGACUGGUUGAGAUUCCACUGCAACUAUACGGGGUGCGCCUGUUCAUAUAAGAAGAAAGAGCAUCUCUUACGUCAUGAGAGAGAUCACUUGAACCUGCGCUCAUUUGCAUGCCCGCUAUGCUCAGCUGCUUUUAACCGAAGUGAUCUGCUCAAACGCCAUGAGGCAAUCAGCCACCAACCUAGCCAGGCUUCUGGGCAAGAUAUGGAGGAAACGCCAUUGACAGAAAACGCCGGAUCUGGAUCACAAGAACCUGUACCUGUUUCUGAGCUAGGCGAAUCUUCUGUCCUCGCGUCGAAAUCUUCCCUCAGCACUGAGCUUCAGGGUCUAAACCUGGCUUCAAAUCCAACGAUACAGUUACUCCAAGAACCAUGUCGUUACGAGCUUGAAGCGUCUUACUUUCUGCACUUUCACCCCCACUGGCCUUUGUUGCAUAAAAGAACUUUCCUGCAAUCAAAGCCUCCCCCAGAACUCACGGCUGCCGUUUUGACAGCUGGACUGUGGGCAAUUGAUACUCCGGAGACCAGGGACAAAGCCCGACUGUAUCAUGAUGCCUUGCUAAAGACGCUUUCCGAGCAACUAUUAAAACAUCCAACAUCAGCCACAGACUCAUCUGGACCUCGAUCUGAAUUCCUCCCUGCCUUCCAGGUCCUUCUCAUUGCAUUGAUUCUUUGCACCUACCGUCGGGCAGAGACAUUUCCAUCCGCUUUGAUCAAUUGCAAGCAGAUAUGGCAGCUGUUACAAUCCUUUGGCGUCUAUGAUCAAAAUGCAAUAGAUGAUAAAAGUAAACAUCCGAUAGUCCGCGAGUCCUACCAGCGGCUGGUUCUCCUGCACUUUAAGGUGUAUGUCCAUCUCAAUUCUAUAUUAACCAGUCAGUUCUCCCAGUUCAAGGCGUUCGACUAUUUGACGCCAAGCAUGCUCAAAGUUCGAAUUCCCUCGCCGAGCUUCUACUGGGAACAUGAUGACGAGUUGCUUCCUCGUCGGAGACACGGAGCUGGUACGGUCGCUGAUCUGCUUGAUUCAUGUAAUGAAUUGGCUCACUUAUCGAAUCUUGUGGCUUGGGACUUUACUCUGGGAAUGAUCAUUGGAUGUUACUUGGCGAGACCAGUGGGUGAGGCUCAUCCUCGUGACCUUUUGGAAGUGACUGGGCUGCUAAGAGAGAAUGAUUCUGUGUUAUCCGAGCUCGACAUGAACUUUACGUCGGAUAUCGAUUGA
Fusarium verticillioides 7600 is the source of this 1221-nucleotide messenger RNA. RefSeq lists its product as hypothetical. The record is from RefSeq and is a predicted model, not a curated record. Gene Ontology annotation, biological process: regulation of transcription by RNA polymerase II; DNA-templated transcription. Gene Ontology annotation, cellular component: chromatin. Gene Ontology annotation, molecular function: zinc ion binding; DNA-binding transcription factor activity, RNA polymerase II-specific; RNA polymerase II cis-regulatory region sequence-specific DNA binding. The transcript is spliced from 5 exons. The coding region runs from base 1 to 1221 and encodes 406 amino acids. Lineage: Eukaryota; Fungi; Ascomycota; Sordariomycetes; Hypocreales; Nectriaceae.